GGCGUCGGGCGCGGGAGGUGGGGGCCGCCGCCGCUGCUGCUGCUGCUGCUGAACGGAGGGGCCCACGGGGGCGCUGGAGGAGGCGCGGGCUGGGCCCUCGGGGGACGCGAGAGGCGGGCCAGGCCGGGCUGGGCCCGCGGGGGACGUGAGAGGAGGGCCGGGCCGGGCCCCGCCGCGCGCGCCGCCAUGGACCCGUUUCUGGUGCUGCUGCACUCAGUGUCGGCCGGCCUGUCGAACAGCGAGCUGACGGAGCUCAAGUUUCUGUGCCAGAGCCGCGUGGGCAAGCGGAAGCUGGAGCGCGUGCAGAGCGGUCUGGACCUCUUCUCCGUGCUGCUCGAGCAGAACGAGCUGAGCGCCGAGAACACCGCGCUGCUCCGCGAGCUGCUCGCCUCCCUGCGGCGUCAGGACCUGCAGCAGCUGCUGGACGACUUCGAGGCGGGCGCGGCGGGCGGGGCGUCGCCGGAGGAGCGAGACCUCCAGGCAGCGUUUGACAUCAUCUGUGACAACGUGGGGAAGGACUGGAGGAGGCUGGCUCGUCACCUCAGGGUGUCGGACCCCAAGAUUGAUGCCAUCGAGGAGAAGUAUCCCCGGAACCUGGCGGAACAGGUGAGGGAGUCGCUGAGAGUCUGGAAGAAGAACCAGAGGGAGGACGCGGCUGUGUCCCACCUGGUGGGGGCGCUCAGGGCCUGCCGGCUGAACCUGGUGGCGGACCUCGUCGAGGAGGACCAGCAAGCCCGAGCCCGCCAGAGCGAGAGCGGCGACCCUGUGUCUCUCAUGUCCUGGGAUCCAGACUCGCCUGCCUUGGGGACCUCCCGAUGACCCGGCUGCUCCUCUCCCAAGGACCAAGGGCAUCCACCUGUACGAGCUUUGGUUCCCUCCACUGAGGUCGACCGUGUCCCCUCUGUGCCAGGCAGGCUGGGGGCUCUGUGACGGCCUUGGGAGGGAGAUGCUGUCGUCCCCACUAAAUGAGUUCCUGCAGGAGGACUUGCCACGUAGGGAGGAGCUGUAGAAGUUAGCAGUUAGGGUCAUAAAAGUUGCUGUUGCGCAAGUGAGGAAACGCAGGGUCGAGCUGGAGGGAAGUCAGUAGUAAUGGGGGGGGGGGGGGUUGGGCUGGGGGCCAACGCUGUCCAGCUCCAGAGCCCCCGCUUGGAACCACCGGCUCGUUCUGCCGCCCCCACAGUUGCCAAAGGCUUUGGACUCCCAGGGCAGGUGGCAUGGGGGUGAGGGAUGAGGCAUGCUGGGGCAGGGACAGGGGACAGGACCAGGGCCGUCCCUGUGAGGUACUGAGAAGCUGGGGCACAGUCGUCGCUUGGCAGGCAGAUGCUAGUUCUUAGGAGUUGUGAUUCCUGUGACUCCACAGUAGGUUACUAUUUUGUAUCAAAAUCACUAUCUUUCUGAUAACAGAAUUAGCAAAAUCACUAUCUUUCUGAUAACAGAAUUAGCAAGCUGGAGCCUGUAGUUUUCAGAAGUGAUCUUCCUGGUUCUCAGGUGAUCUAUUGAAGCACAGAGGAGGCCUCCACCUUACAAAGAAUUUUCUAUGCCUGUUGAUAAUUAUUUCAUUUUACAUGUUUUCAGAAGCUUUAUUGUAUCGAUUUCCGUGUUACUUGAGGGUUAUCACAGGCCCAGACUGUGAGUAGGGUGGCUGCAUUUCAUAGCAGUCGCAAGGACCACUAACAAGGGGAGUGAGUGUUUGGGGUGGGCGGGGGAAUGAAUUGGGAGACUGGAAUUGAUACAUAUACACUACUAUUCGUAUAAAGAGGAUAACUGUUGAGAACCUGCUGUGUGGUGCAGGCAGCUCUGUGCUGGCCUAGAUGGGAGGGAAGUCUGAAGAGUGGACAUAUGUAUACGUGUGACUGAUUCACUUUGCUCUACACCAAAAGACUAACACGACACUGUAAAGCAUCUGUACUCCAAUAAAAAAAAUUUAAAGGGUGGGGGGAAUGUUUACCUUGGUGAGCCGUGGUCUGCCAAAGGGCAGCUCUUGCCAGCUUUGGGCCCUGUCCACCUCGAGGAGGCAUCAGGGAGCCCAGCGGCCAUGCCUUGUACCUUCCAGCUGUGACCUUGGGUUGCUGAGGCCCUAGCAGCGCUCCCCACCAGGCUGUGGACCCAGCCUUCAGCAGAUACUUCGUGCCGGGCACUGCUAGGAGGCGGGGCCAUGCGGUGGACAAGGCAGGAGUGGCCCUGCUCUGUUGACCCCGAAGGCCUGGCCAGGAACGUGGGUGUUAACCAGUUCAUCACAGGUUUGGGAGCUGGGCCAGUUCAGUCCCAGAGCCGUGUGGCCUGGCCUGGUGUGACGCGCUGAACGUCCGCUGCCCGCCAGCAGCACUCGCCUCUUCAGGCCUCGGGUCAGGGCUGGUUCUGUGGGGGAGACGCACAUCAUCACCAACAGUAAAUGAGUGGCUUGGCUAAUGGCUGGCUUUGGGGGAUAGGUGAUCUGGGAGAUGUGUCCCCAUUUCUUGAACAGAGGCAGGUAUUGGAUGUGGUGCCAAUCUCUCACAGUUUACGGCAUGUGCUACUGAAAUGUGCGGGUGCCGGGCACCCUGACAGCCGGCCUGUGUCCCUUGGUGCGGUCCUCACACCUGGAAGGAGCCUCUACCCUCCAUCGUACCAGGUGUUCUCAUGGAGGUUUUGACAACACAUGCUUACAGCACUCAGGAUUUUCUGUUGCGUGGGACCGUGCCCUGGGCACUGCCAUCCCAGGACUUCUCCUGGCGAGCUGCUCCUGUCCAGCUGGUGAGGGAGUUGGAGCAGCCUCAGUAGACCCGUCGUGUGACCCAGUCGCACCACCUGAGGCACAGAUCUGAGUCCCAGGACAGAAGAGGUGAUGGGUGAGAAAGCGCUUCCUUCCAGCACUGCUCUCCACUUCCCAGGGCCUGGAGGUGGCCCAGCCCUGGCAGCUGUGGGCCAUGGGGGCAACGCUGCAGAGCCUGGUGGCAGGUGAAUGUGCACAAGAAACUGCCCCUAGAAGGUGGGGCUCAAGGCCAGGUAGAAGCAUCCCUUUGUUCAGUCCUCAGUGGUCAGGAGGUUUCCACCGUGACUGCACGUCCAGGCAUUGAGACGAGACUGAGCACACAGGCACCCUGCCCUCAGGAAGCACAGGAUGUCCCCAGCUCUGUGACACGAAAGGAAGAGGUGCCAUAAAAGUGUAUAGAGGGGCUUCCCUGGUGGUCCAGUGGUUAGGACUUCACCUUUCAACACAGGGUUGUGGGGAUGUGGGUCUGAUCCCUGGGCAGGGAGCUAAGAUCCCAUACGCGGCCAAAACAAGAACAAAACAGAAGCAGUGUUGUAACAAAUUCAAUAAAGACUUUAAAAAUGGUCCACAUUAAACCAAAAAAAUCUUUUAAAAGAAAGAGUAUAGAAAAAGCACAGUGUGCCUGUGGCCCUAAAAGUGGAAAGGUGCACAGCAAGUGUUUGAGAACAGUUUUUUGGAUGAUACUGGUUUUCUGUGUGCUUUCUGUAUUUUCCCCGUUUCUGUAACGUGGUUUUCAGUUGUCCACCAGGUACAGUGCCGGGUGUAACGUGGCCUGCGGUGGGGAGCGUCCUGGAGAGCAGGGGGUCACGUGGGCUCUUGAGUCUGAUGGAUGUGAACCCUGGGCUGUGCCCCUUGUGGCUGCACCUCCCGGAGAAGGGGCCAUUAGAUAAAUAUGAAGUGCUUGUCCAAGUCUGUGGCACUACUUUUACCUUAAAAACAAAGAUUGACAUGUUACCCAAAGGUCUGUCAAAGGCUCUUUUGCUCUGUGUGGUCUCAGAACAUUGAGCACGGCCUUUGGCCUGUGUUUUGUUUUUUUGGCCGGCUGUGCAUCCUGGGGUAUCCCAGUUCCCCCAUCAGGGAUGGAACCCAUGCCCCCUGCAGUGGAAGCUCAGAGUCGUGACCACAGAACGGCCAGGGAAGUCUCCUGGGUUUUCUCAUAACCCCUCCUGGGACAGAUGUGGCCGACAUCUCAUCAGAACUGUGACCCUAGGGAGAAGUCAGCCACACACACACCCCGCCUCCUCCCACCAGGCAGGGCGCUGCUGCAGGUUUUGGAGAAGGAUUUGUCAAGGCAACUUUACAAAAAAAAUUCGCUUUUUCUCUUAAUCACAUAA
Hippopotamus amphibius kiboko is the source of this 4086-nucleotide messenger RNA. RefSeq names its product Fas associated via death domain (gene FADD). The record is from RefSeq and is a predicted model, not a curated record. Lineage: Eukaryota; Metazoa; Chordata; Mammalia; Artiodactyla; Hippopotamidae. Gene Ontology annotation, biological process: regulation of apoptotic process; signal transduction. Gene Ontology annotation, molecular function: protein binding. Bases 187 to 819 code for a protein of 210 amino acids. The transcript has 2 exons.